Messenger RNA from Lineus longissimus, 5376 nucleotides. RefSeq names its product rab GTPase-binding effector protein 1-like. Gene Ontology annotation, biological process: endocytosis. Lineage: Eukaryota; Metazoa; Nemertea; Pilidiophora; Heteronemertea; Lineidae. Gene Ontology annotation, cellular component: intracellular membrane-bounded organelle. The transcript is spliced from 20 exons. The record is from RefSeq and is a predicted model, not a curated record. Bases 92 to 3013 code for a protein of 973 amino acids. Gene Ontology annotation, molecular function: GTPase activator activity; metal ion binding; growth factor activity.
ACCACAAAAUGGCCGAUCAUUUUCCGAUUUGCGGUCGUCAUCUAUGUGAAAAUCAAUGAAUCGUAAUAAAUACAUAAGCAAAUAAUUUACCAUGACGGAAAUUGAUGAGUUUGGACCCCUUACUUCAGCUGGGGAUCCAGAUGAUGUCAGUGGCACCUCAAUUCAUGAAAGACUAAAUUAUUUAGAACAAAGAGAGAAAGAAUUGAUAAACGAAAGAGAGGAGGCAGAAAAAGACUUUGGAAUCAAGCGAGCUAAAUUCAAAGAAUUAUUUUUGCAGAAGGAAAAUGAUCUAGAACAGAAAACCAAAGUACUUAAUGAAACGCAAGAAGAAAAUGCCAAGCUGAAAGAGGAAUUGGAGAAAUUACGCAUCGAGGUCGGAGACAUCAAGGCGGCUGUUGCGCUGACAGAGUGUGGACGGCAAGAUGAUGUGUCUGAGAUGCAGAGGAAGUACCAGGAGGAGAUUUCAUCCUUACAACAUAUUAUGGAUGCAUCAAUUGAUGAAGCCUCCAGAACCACGGCGGAAAAAUAUGAAGAGGACCGUGUUCACUUGUUGAAAGCCAAUGAAGCCUUAGAAGGCGAGGUUGAGGAACUCAAGAGUAAACUGUCACAGGAAAGGGAAGGAUUUCUUGCCACAGUGACCAAGUCUUUGAAGAAGGUUAGCCACACGGUUGGCCAUACUGCAGCCGAGAAAGCCGAGGCUGAAAACCUUGAGGAGAGCUUUCGAAAAGCCCAGGAAGAUGCGGAAAUAUUGAAAUCAGUCGUGGAACCCCUCGAAGAAGAAAUCAAAUGUUUGAAGGAUAAACUGCGAGAUGCUGUCAAUCGGUUGGAUGAGAUCGAAGAGGAGAAAAAGAACCACUUCCAAACCCAGGCUAAACCAGUCCUGGACAAACUACCAGUGCUGCCAGCUGAGAGUCUCUUGAAAUCCUCUGACGAAAAGCUGAAAGAAAUGCAUACAUAUCUGCAGGCAGAGAAGUCUUCAAGGUCAGACUUGGAGAUGUAUGUAGCAGUGCUCAACACACAGAGAAAUGUGCUGCAAGAUGAGACAGAGAAAUUUAGGAAGGAACUGCAUGAAGUUUGCCGUCUGCUCGAGAAAGAGAAGAAGGAACACAACGACCUGAAGCGUACUUGGCAAAUGGCCAAUGACCAGUUCCUGGAGGCGCAGCGUCUGCUCAUGAAGGACAUGAUGAGAAUGGAGAGUGUCCUCACUGCAGAACAGCAGAGACAAAUUUCAGAGCUUCAGAGGAAAGAACAAGAAUCGGCCCAACAGCAACUACAACAGGAGGAAAAAAGUGACAACGAAAUUGCUGUUUCCCCCAAAGUCAUGAAGAGAUCCCCACGUGUGAGCCCUUCAAAGGACAAGAGGAUAAGUGCAGAGCUUCUACAAACUGAUGGCGUCCUGAAAAAGGCAGAUUCCAAGAGCUCGCUCACUUCAAUGAAUCAAUCUGACGACCUUUACGCAUUUACUGACGGCCUACAAGAGGAGGAACAGAUGAAAAAAUCAUGGUCGAGCUCUGACUUGACCGAGGAGCAGUUGGAAGGAAUGGACACGAGGUCAUUAUCUGAGAUAGAGGGCGCUGUGAGGACUAGUCCAGAAAGAUCGAUGGUCAUUCCAAGUUUGACAGAGGCUCAGCAUAGGUCUAUCACAGAUCCGACUGCUGAAUCAUUGGAGAGGGAUUCUAUGUUAGCUAGUCUAAAAGCCAAGCCAUCGGACACAGUGCCCACUCUGAUGGGCAAGCGGCUAGUCAGCGAGAAGGAAUGGCAAAUGUUGCAGUAUGAGAUCAAAGCAGCCCGUGAUAAACUUGGCCGGCCGUGCUCCAUGUGCAAUAACUAUGAAGAUCAACUGCAAAAUGUGCAGCGGAAGUAUCAAGAAUGUCACGAUAAAGCGCAGACCCUCGAACGUCAGCUGGCUGCUGAGAAGAGGACACUAGAAACACAGCGGAAAUAUCGUGAUGAGUUGGAAGAGAGUCUGAAGAAUGCUGCGGAGGAUGCUCAGAAACAGAUCUCAAAUCUGACAAACAAACUAUAUGAGUCGGAAAAAUUUCUGGUUGAAGUGAGCCAACAGUAUCAACUCUCUCAGAGAGAUCUGCAUGAGAAACUUAAAGCUCUGACCGAGAAACGGGAGGAGGUAUACAAAGAUUUGACGCGGCUGCAGGAGGAGAAUGACUCACUGAUCGGGUUGCACUCCAAACAUUCACAAGCUAUGCAGGCGGAGAACAUAGAUCUACCAAAUAACCUAGAGGAAAUGCAACUUGUCUUGCUACGGUAUCGAGAAGACAUCAUCGCUGCUAAAUGUGCCAAAGAACAUAUUGAGGACACUCUGAGGUCUGAGAUUAUGUUCCUUAAAGACCAAGUGGUCGGCGAGCAACAAGAGAGGAAAACAAUAGAAGAGACUUUAACGAAUGAUAUCACCAACUUACAAGAGGAAUUAGCUAUCCUUCAGAGCGUCAAGUCUGAGUUGGAGCGGGAGGCCAAAGUGAGAGCCGAAACGGAAGCCAAGUUGCGAGAAACGGAUGCCUCUCUGAAGAGCAUUCAAGCUAAAUCGAAACAACUCAUUAAUGCAUUACAACACCAAGUGGAAGAACAAUCUAGUGCUAGGACCAAGUUGGAAAAUGAUGUUGUCACGCUGAAAAUUAAAGUGCAAUCAUUACAAGUUGAUCUUGACAAUAGUGAAACUGUUCAGAGAGACUUUGUGAAGCUAUCACAAUCUUUACAGAUUCAACUCGAAAAAAUUCGCCAGGCCGAGACCGAGGUCCGUUGGCAACACGAGGAGGAUAUAGAUGACUGUCAAAACUGUCGCCAAGCAUUUACCGUUACGAGAAGAAAGGUUGGUAGAAUGUCAACAAAACACCACUGCAGACACUGUGGAAGAAUAUUCUGUUCAGACUGCACUCAAAAGACUGUUCCGAGUGGACCGAAUAUGCGAAAUUCGAAAGUGUGUGAUGUCUGUCAUACGAUGCUAGUAAAAGAUGCCACACCAUACUUCAGCAAGGAGUUGCCACCUACUCCAGACUAAUUACGAUCCCUUGCCAUCAUCCUGUUAAACAUUUCUAUAACCUUUUGAUGGGUGUGAAAAUUCUUUGAAAUUGACGAGGUUUCGUAAAUUUCACAAAUCCAAGUCCUUCUGAUGGGCCACUAGAAAAGAAUAAGCAAAAUGGAUGGAGAUUAUAAUUAUUCAAGAAAAAAUGUGUUAGUAUUUCGGCUGCUCUUGUCUGACAGAGGUAGUGUGAUACAAUGUACUUCAUGUGCUGGGAAUUUCCUGUGUUAUACCUCCUCCUCAUUUCUUGUGCUAAAACUUUCUAUUUUAGUAUUAAUUGUCUAAAAAAUGGAAUUCGCUGCAGAGGAAUGUCUCAUGAAAGACAUCAUGUUUUUGGAAUUAUUUUUUUAGUCCAUCAUCUCAGUGAUUUUAAGAACAACACGAAUGGUCUUGUGAUGAUUGCUUGACCAGCCAAACUGCAUUUGUUAAAUGUUGUUCCAGCGUUGGACACAUGUGUCUUUUGUUUGGCUGAUCUCUUUAUGACCGUUUGUGGUCGUCUGCUUGGGCCAGUAUGCCCUGUUUCAAGCGCUGUCUUCUUGAGAUAUUCCUCUGUUGAGUGAAAAAGUAUCAUCUGUCCAGUUCUUUAACUGUACAAGCACCUGUCAAUCUCUGGAAAUCACUAGUCAUUUUUGUGGUACAUGUAACAAAGCUUCCCCAUUGUGCCAAGGCCUAUCAUUCCUGCAGACCUUACAAUACGUACAUUCUCUUAACAUUCCGUUUCAAGUUGCUUAUUUCACUUUGAGGGAUAUGAAUAAAGACUAGCAAAUGCUUUUACUUAAAACUACAUGUACAUUUACUCGAGGCAUUUCUGUAUUGUACUAUGCUCAGUUGAAGAGAAAGGCAGGGACAGUUCAAGUCCUUAACUGUGCAUAAGUGGCCUCGACAUCACUUAUUGGACCCCCUAGCUCCUGCCCGACCCACUAAAAGUGUAAAUGUGUGUUCUGGUCCUUUGUUAUUUGAAGGUGUCAACCAGUAUUUUGUUGUGAUUUGAAAAUUUUCUUCAAACUAGACUUGUUAAUUGUUUAGAUUGGCUGUGUGCAGUAGUUUGCACAGGAAUUAGAUAUUUUAUUUCUCUGCUCCGACUCCAAGGACCAGCAUCACGCAAUUGCCAGCAUUUUCAUGCCAUUUUAAAAUUCAUUGUAAAAUUGCUGUGCGCUGAAAGAUAUUUCAUUUUGUAAAUAGUGUUAAUUUAUUAGGGCAAGAUGUGUAUAAUAAAUACUUAUCAAUGAUGUAGUUUAGUAACGAUGCCAGAUAAUUUGUCACAGAUUCCAAUAACGAGAAUUGAUAAAACUUGUCCUUAUCCCUGAAACUUCUGUAUGGGCAUAUGCUUCAUCUGUAAGAAUACAAUCAAGCUCUGUUGUUCCAUAGAAUUGACAAAAGUGUGAAUGCAGUUAAUAACAUGAAUUUAGUAAUACUGUUCAAAAUAUCUUUGAUGGAUAUUUUAGAACUUGCCUGCGUAUGGGCCAUGAAAAUAAGGUUAAUUGUAACCUAUGUCAUGUCUACGGGCUUUCAAGUUCCUUGGAAUACAGUAGAACCUCUCUUAGCGGACACUUCUCUAUUAAGGACAACCUCUCUAUUAAGGACACCAGUUUUGGUCCCAAACUGGUUGUUUCCAUUCAAUUUGACCUCUCUAAUCAGGACACCUCUAUUAAGGAUAUCACUUGUCAGUCCCAAAAGGGUAUCCUUAAAAUAGAGAGGUUCUACUGUACAUACUUGUACCUGGUGAUAGAACAAAUAAUGCUGGUUUUAAGCUUUAGUGUGGUUAGAUCAUGAAUUAUGAAUAGCUGUAGUUGACAGGGAAUGGUCACUGUCAAAAGAUGGCUGUAUAAAAUAAUGAAGUGCUGUAAUUAUUGUCCUCUCCUUUUUAUGAUGUAAUCAUUUUGCAUUAAACCUGGCAACUGUGUUGUCAGAUAUUCCCUAUUCUGUUUAAUAUAUGUUGUGGAAUAACUUUGUGGGCCUGUCAUCUGAUGAGGUACUGGAACACUGUAAUGUUAACCUUAUCAAACCUAGCCAGAAUGUCUCUCUCGUGGCAAACAAAAACAUAAACCAUGGAAUGUUUGAUGAACUAAAUAUUGGCUCAUUUUCAUUUGACAAAAGACUAAAUUCUGUGUUUGAAAAUUUCAACUCCCAUGCAUUAAACAUUAAAUAACUCUUGGCCGCUGAAUCCACAAACUAAAAAUUCAAUGUACAUGUAUAUAAUAGUGUCUUCUGUUGUUGAAAUGCGGUCUCUUUCAAAGUGGUCAGAAUCUGAAUCAGUGUAUUGAGCAGGACAUUGUUGUGCAUUAAAUCGAAAAGUAUAUCACAUGGUCAAAAUAAAGCUCAUUUGUUGGGCACUGAGAAGA